Molecule: messenger RNA, 525 nt
Organism: Entrophospora sp. SA101
Lineage: Eukaryota; Fungi; Glomeromycota; Glomeromycetes; Entrophosporales; Entrophosporaceae
Source: the annotation of a GenBank genome assembly
AUGAUUAAUACUAACGAACCAAAAGGAAAUUAUUAUAUUAUCGCCGACCAUUUGCGAACCACUAUUUUUGCUUUGGCGGAUGGAGCGGUCUUUGAACCGAAAGGCCGCGGUUAUAUUCUCAAAAAAUUAGUGAAAAAAGCCACUUUAUUAGGUUAUUUAUUGGGUCUAAAUAGUAAGCAAUUAGAAAAAAUUAGUGAAAAACUGAUUGAAGUUAAUUCCUCUUAUUGCACGUAUUUAAGCCAAAAAAAAGAAUUAAUAAUUAGCGAACUAACCAAAGAGAUAAAUAAGACCAUGGACUUUAUUAAUAAAUCAACCCAAGAAUUAGAUAAUUAUUAUUCACCGAAAAUUACCGCCCGAGAUAUAUUUUUUUACUAUGAUACCAAGGGAAUUCCCUUAGAAUUAAUUCGUUCCUAUUUGGAAAAUAAGAAAUAUAAUUUUCCCGAAACAGAAUUUGCUAAAUUAUUGACCGAGCAAAAAAAGAGAGGAUUGGAAGACAGGAACAAAAAAAAAUUAUCAGUUUUCUAG